Molecule: messenger RNA, 2238 nt
Organism: Aspergillus puulaauensis
Lineage: Eukaryota; Fungi; Ascomycota; Eurotiomycetes; Eurotiales; Aspergillaceae
Exons: 3
Coding region: 1-2238 (745 amino acids)
Molecular function (GO): long-chain-alcohol oxidase activity; flavin adenine dinucleotide binding
Source: RefSeq, a predicted model, not a curated record
AUGGCCGAAGAACUCGUCUCCUUCACCCCUCUGGUUGCUCCUCUUGCCCCUGUACCUACCGACCAGGUAUUUUCGGAUUUGCAAUGGAAAACGCUUUUAUCCCUCGCCGAUACUGUUAUACCGUCUGUGCGUGGCCCUAGAGCGCGCAAAUCGCGAGCCACCAAAGUUGUAUCUCAAGCGAACUUAGAUACGGCUCUUGAAAAUCUCAAGGCUACCGUGCCCGGUCCUGAUGCGGAUACCGUCGCCACAAAUUAUUUGGAGGAAAACUUGACGUCAAUCCCAGAGGCUCGCCAAGCCAUACAGCGCCUCUUCUCGGUGUAUGUGCACCAAGAGGGGAGGAAUGGGCUGAGCAUGGUUCUCACUGCUCUCAAUACGAAAGCUGGUUCUCUGCUCUUGACGGGGUCGAUGACUCCCAUUCAAGAUCAACCGUUUUAUGUUCGGGAACAGAUUUUUAAAGGCUGGGCCGACUCGCGACUGCCCCCGGUGCGUGCUGUUUAUCGUGCCCUUACUGCGAUCUUCAAGAAGACAUGGGUUACCUUCAGCCCAGCCCUCUAUCCAGCUCUUGGCGCUCCUUUGGUGCCCGUCUAUGGAUCCCCGCAAGACGGCUUCAAAUUCGAAUUCUUGCAAAUCCCUCCUGGAGAGAAACCUGAAUUGAUCGAAACCGACGUUCUGAUCGUUGGAAGUGGUUGUGGUGGCAGUGUCGCUGCCAAAAAUCUCGCAGAGGCUGGCAGGAGGGUUAUCGUGGUGGACAAGGGUUAUUCAUUCUCAAACCGGCACUUCCCAAUGAAGCCAAACGAGGGAUUCAACAACUUGUUCGAAGCGUCUGGUGCUAUUACCAAUGAUGAGGGUUCGAUGGGUGUUCUCGCUGGCUCUACUUGGGGAGGUGGCGGUACCGUGAACUGGUCGGCGUCUCUCCAAACCCAGGGAUACGUGCGCCGCGAAUGGGCCAACAGAGGUCUUCCGUUCUUCACGUCUCAGGGUUUCCAAAACAGCCUGGAUCGCGUCUGUGACCGCAUGGGUGUCAGCACCGAGUCGACCAACCAUAACAAGGCCAAUCGCAUGAUCCUCGAGGGUUCCCGAAAACUAGGUUACACUGCCAAAGAGGUGCCGCAGAAUACUGGCGGAACCACUCACUACUGUGGGCAUUGCACACUGGGCUGCCACAGUGGCGGCAAACGGGGUCCUAUCGAGACUUACCUAGUCGAUGCUGCUAACGCAGGUGCAACAUUCAUGGAAGGGUUCAACGUGGACAGAGUCCUCUUUUCUAAGAAGAAGUCUGGAAAGAUUGCUUCUGGUGCAAUUGGUACCUGGGUUUCACGCGAUUCCCAUUUUGGGACUUCUGGAGUUGGCGCCGUUAAGCGGAAGGUUAUCAUUAGGGCGAAGAAGGUCGUUAUAUCGGGGGGUUCGCUGCAUAGUCCACUUUUGCUGUUACGGAGUGGCAUUAAGAACUCAAAUAUAGGAAGAAACUUGUAUUUGCACCCUGUUGCCAUUGCCCAUUCGGUUUUUGAGGAAGAGACUCGCCCUUGGGAAGGGGCUUGUUUGACAGCAGCUGUCAACGAAUUUGAAGACAUCGAUGGUCAAGGCCAUGGAUUCAAGAUCGAGGCUGUUUCGAUGCUUCCGGCGGCCAUUCUCCCUAUUUUCUCCUGGCGCGAUGGACUUGACUAUAAACUCCAGGUGGCCAAAUUAUCUCACGCAGCCGGCCUUAUCACCCUCGUCAGAGAUAGAGACCCCGGACGGGUGUACCCAGAUCCCACCGAUGGACGAGUUCGAGUUGACUACAGUGUCUCGGCCUUUGAUCGCCACCAUAUGAUUGAGGCCCUAAUUGCUAGCGCGAAGAUUUCGUACAUUUCCGGAGCGAAAGAAAUUCACACCUCCUACCGUGACAUGCCGCCAUUCAUUCGACCAGCCGACGAUGCGGGUGACUCGCCUGACGGAAUCAACCACCCAGCGCUUCAGGCGUGGAUCGAGGAGCUUCGACGCAGGGCACCAAAGACAUCGGAUAAGGUCAUGUGGGCGAGCGCUCACCAGAUGGGAAGUUGCCGGAUGGGCACAUCCCCUCGCACCAGUGUUGUGGACCCCGAAGGCGAAGUCUGGGGAACGAAGGGGCUGUAUGUGGUUGAUGCGUCGAUCUUCCCGAGUGCCAGCGGUGUUAAUCCCAUGAUCACCAAUAUGGGAAUCGCGGAUCACAUCAGUAGCAAUAUUUCCAGGACGAUGGACUUGCGGAGUGCCCGCCUGUGA